Mycena citricolor is the source of this 2018-nucleotide messenger RNA. NCBI's taxonomy places the organism in Eukaryota, Fungi, Basidiomycota, Agaricomycetes, Agaricales, Mycenaceae. The record is from the annotation of a GenBank genome assembly.
CUGCGGAUGCCCUAAUGUUUCAAUAUAAAGCUCUGAAGACGGAUCCUACGGGGUCAAUCCACCUUCGCUUGUCAUGGCAUCUGCUCUCACAUUUACGCACAAGCAAUGCCAGGAUUGCAAGAUUAUUGACAGUGCUGGCAGCGUGAUCUACACACUGCGCACCACGAAAGAUUUUUUCCUUCGGGGCCGCAGAGUUACAUCUAUUGAGGGAGGUGGGUUGUUAGGACGGAUCGACUGGCGCGCUGGAGAGUUUGAUGUGGGUGGCUAGGUCUUGAAAUGGUCGGAUGCUGGCGGUACUCGCUCGGCUCCGGAAUGGCGUUGGAGUGGUUCUUUGUAUCGCUUGGAAUGGCAGGAUGGACGCCGUGAACUCUUGGCUACGCUGACUUCCGACAACGUACCUGCCUUCACGAUGCUCUUCACUCCAUACCAACCCCACCUAUUCGGAAAGAACGAGAAGCCGACGAUUCGAUUCCUUGACGCAGUCCAGGACGAGAAGCUGAAGCUAUUUUUACUCCUUGCGGCACUGCAGAUGGAAAUGACGAGGCAGGAUGCCGCCCGCGACCGACAGAAUGCAGCGAUUGAUGGAUCGGGAGGCGCAGCGGUAUAAAAGGCGGAAUAUGAAAUCCUUCCAGGAGCUGGUAAUAAACCUGACGACAACCUACAUUUUGCGAUGGAACAUCUCUUCCCGAUGCCUCGAAAAAAAGCGCAAAAUCGAUUCAGAAAAGAUCAUUAGUGUGUCUCUACUGAGAAAGUCGGUCAGAGAGACUAAUGAAGAAUUGAACCAACUGUGUGCGUCAGAAAUGUGCAAACGUGGCGACGGAGGUUCCUAGUUUGAUGAUCUCCUGCCGUAUUAUGAGGGCGAUUUCAGAAGGCCGCUGGGUACCGUUUUUUGCUUUUGGUAGAUCCAAGUCAUCAGCGAGGGUAGAACUUGUCCGCAUCAAGGAGUGUACACGGCACUCUAAUCUCGCGAGUCGAAGAAUUGUUGUCCCAUCCGUUAUAUGAGGCGGAGGGUCAUCGAUUGUUGCUUGAUGACUUUCAUUGCAGUCAGUGCAGAGAGACUUGGUCCUUCGAUGAACCUCGCUGUUUCACUGAUCUUCAUUCCGUUUUGUCAAGAAUUCACUCCAUUGUUCUUCGAUUGCUUGCUGACCGGCUGAAUCAGAGGCUUUAGCCCUUGAAAUUUCCCAUAGUUCUCCCUCCGUUCAUGCGCGCUUGAGCGCCAUCAAAGCGCCAACGAAGUCCAAUCACAUUGUUGGGUGUCAAAACCUUGCUUGGAAAUGCAACGCAUUGUCCUUGGCCCGAAACCCCUGAUAUAAGGAUGACUCUUUCGCAGCAUCUCUUAAAACAUUGCUCCAGGAUCCAAGAUGGCAACAGCUCACCACGGAGAAGAAAUUUACGGCUUGCUGAUCGCUCAAACUCUGGAACCGAGCCAUGACGAGCUUAGAUAUGCCGUGCUGCAAGCUUGCCGCCGAAUGGGGCUCAUGGAGUGGGGGAGCGGCGAAUUGGACAACGUCGGCCUCUACAACCUGCUCAAAUUCAUCGUGGAUAUAAUGAAAGUCCUGGAGACACUGGAGGAUGAGCUCGAUGCCUUGCCGGCGAAGUCCGUGCGGGAACUGUGGAGAGUGUUCGUCGAUCUCAUGUCGAUGGUUCAGGACUACUGGAUCCGUUCCCCCGUCUCGCAACCACGGGAUCCAUUUUCCGAUCACCAGGGCGAGAUAUUCACCAUCGCCGCGAUGCGAUUCAUGGCCGUCUCUCGUCAGCCGUGUGUUACGGAGCUGAUUGUGGACGCCGUUCGCGAAGACCUGAUCUCGUUGAUCCGUGCUGGAAGGUAUCACGUUUCAUACAUGGACUGGUUGAUGAGUGAGAUACGAGCCCUGCAAAUUCAGUACCAAUAAAAGUCUAGUCAUCAUUCACGCAAUAUUCAAAUAAAAUCUAGAGCGGCGCACAAACAUUACUUUGAAUGACGGGUAGACGGAAAACCACAACCCUAACAAUUGGAUGCGAUCAGGCCGACAGUACAA